This is a messenger RNA of Phodopus roborovskii (desert hamster), 1480 nucleotides long. It is a transcript of the gene Tmem144, whose product is annotated as transmembrane protein 144. Bases 55 to 1098 code for a protein of 347 amino acids. The transcript is spliced from 11 exons. Gene Ontology annotation, molecular function: carbohydrate transmembrane transporter activity. The record is from RefSeq and is a predicted model, not a curated record. Gene Ontology annotation, cellular component: membrane. Lineage: Eukaryota; Metazoa; Chordata; Mammalia; Rodentia; Cricetidae. Gene Ontology annotation, biological process: carbohydrate transmembrane transport.
UUGAAAAGCACAGUCUGAAAGUGAGAGAAUUUUCUGUUUACCACUCCUGCAACCAUGAGCAGUAACGGGACAGACUUCACCAUCGGCUACCUCUCCUCUGCUGUAGCAAUUCUCUUGUUUGGCUCCAACUUUGUACCACUUAAAAAAUAUGAUACGGGUGAUGGAAUGUUCCUCCAGUGGGUUCUCUGUGCUGCCAUUUGGUUGGUCGCCUUGGUGGUCAACCUGAUACUACGCUGUCCUAAAUUCUGGCCUUUUGCAAUGCUCGGUGGCUGCAUUUGGGCAACAGGGAACAUUGCUGUCGUCCCAAUUAUCAAAACCAUCGGUUUAGGUCUUGGGAUCCUCAUCUGGGGAUCAUUUAAUACCUUAACUGGCUGGGCAAGCUCAAGGUUUGGCUGGUUUGGGAUAGAUGCAGAAGAAGUGUCAAACUCCAUGUUGAAUUACUUUGGAGCUGGGCUGUCAGUAGUAAGUGCCCUCACGUUUUUGUUCAUCAAAAGUGAAAUUGAGGCUCCAUGCAAUGUGGACAACACACCACUGAUGACAGAACCUGUGAUUAACACAACUGAAGACCCCUGUGCUGAUUCCUCCUGGGUGGAUAGACUUUCUACCAAGUACCAUCGCAUUGUGGGCUGCAGCCUUGCAGUGAUAUCUGGAAUACUCUAUGGAUCUACAUUUGUGCCCAUCAUUUACAUCAAGGACCACGGCAAGAGAAAUGAGAGCAUAUAUGCAGGCGCUAGUCAGUAUGAUUUAGACUAUGUUUUUGCACACUCCAGUGGCAUUUUUCUUACAAGUACAGUCUACUUUGUGGCCUAUUGUGUAGCCAUGAAAAAUAGACCAAGGCUUUAUCCAGAGGCAGUCUUACCAGGCUUGCUGUCAGGGGUGCUGUGGGCCAUCGCCACCUGCUGCUGGUUCAUAGCCAACCACUCUCUGACUGCUGUGAUCAGCUUCCCAAUCAUCACUGCUGGUCCUGGACUUAUCGCUGCGCUGUGGGGUAUCUUCAUUUUCAAGGAAAUACAGGGUCUCCGAAACUACUUACUGAUGUUUCUUGCCUUCUGUAUCAUCUUGACUGGGGCUCUGUGCACAGCUUUUUCCAAAAUCUAAGUAUUCACAGCAAGACCAGCAGAUGGCAGCAGUGGCUAGGAGAACGCCUCACCCACACAGGUGAAUACAGCAGACUGCUGUGUAGCAAUGGAUCUCUGCCGCUCUGGGAAUGAUGGAUAAAUGACUGUUUACACCACAAACAUGAGAAUGAAGAGCCGUGGUGAAAAGCCCUUCCGAUGAGCUGUUAAUGAAGGCCGGACUUUGCUGGCUCACAGACAUGCUGCAUUCUUGGACCAUCCUGUCUGUGGGUGCUGGUUCCGUCAGUGUCUACUUAGUGUUAUAAUCCAGAAAAUAGGAAUAGAGUUUGUACAGAGGAAAUUACCACCCAAAUGUAUAACUUGUCAAUGAAGAGAAGAAAUAAAUACUUUGUUGGUUGAAAGAA